Molecule: messenger RNA, 4151 nt
Organism: Durio zibethinus
Lineage: Eukaryota; Viridiplantae; Streptophyta; Magnoliopsida; Malvales; Malvaceae
Biological process (GO): protein phosphorylation
Molecular function (GO): protein kinase activity; ATP binding; protein binding
Source: RefSeq, a predicted model, not a curated record
UUUCAUAACUAAUAAAUAAAUCAACUCAAGACAAGAACCUGAACCUGCCAUUUCCUUUCUUUCAAUGCUACUUGUAUUCUAUACACAUUAGACCGAUCGACCUUUCUUUCUUUCUUUCAGGGUUGCUUGCUUCAAAUUACUGCUGGGCUGGGCUUUCUCAGUCACCUUUUACCCACUUGCAGUCUUCAACUUGGUGGAAAGAAAUUAGGAAAGGUAACAAUCUCUCUUCCUGUUACUUGGUACACUUUGAAAAAUGAUGAAUUAUAACUUUCUCUUCUCAUUACCAUUGUUGUUGUGUUGCUUCUUUUUAAACGAAAGCACUACUGCUAAUGGUUUGAAUUCUGAUGGGAAAACUCUCUUGUCACUUCUCACCCACUGGUCAUCCCUGCCUCCUUCCAUAACCUCCACCUGGAAUGCUUCUCAUCCAAAUCCAUGCAAAUGGAUUGGGAUUCAGUGUGACUCUACCGCCCAUGUACUCACUCUCAACCUUACCGGUUUUGCCAUUUCUGGCCAACUGCCUCGUCAAAUUGCUGCCUUGAACCGUUUGCACACCCUUGAUUUGAGCAACAAUAAUUUCUCUGCUGCCAUACCUUCAGCUUUGGCCAAUUGCACUUCCCUUCAAUACUUGGAUUUGUCUGUAAAUGGAUUUACUGGACCAAUAGCUGAUAGCUUCAACUCCUUGCAAAAGCUGAGCUACCUAAACUUGUAUUCUAAUUCCUUGAGUGGUGCAAUACCAGAAUCAUUGUUUAAUCUUACUAGUUUAGAGUAUGUGUAUUUGAAUGGUAACAACUUAAGUGGUUUCAUUCCUAUGAAUCUUGGCACCUUGAGUGAGGUUGUGGUUCUAUAUUUAUUUAAUAAUAGGUUGUCGGGUACCAUUCCUGAGUCUAUAGGGAAUUGUAGUAAACUGCAAGAACUUUAUUUGAGUGGGAAUCAGUUGGUUGGAGUUUUGCCUCAGAGUCUUAACAAUCUCCAAAACCUCAUCUAUUUAGAUGUUAGCCUCAACAGUCUCCACGGGGUAAUUCCCUUGGGUUCCAGCAACUGCAAGAAUUUGAGUAUUUUGGAUUUGUCAUUCAACAGUUUUAGUGGGGGUCUUCCACCUGGGUUGGCCAGCUGUAGUAGCCUGACAGAGUUGGUUGUUGUGCAUGGUAACUUAACAGGUGAUAUUCCCUCUUCCUUAGGCUUACUAGAUCAGCUUUUGAAACUUGACCUUUCUGAAAAUCACUUGUCUGGUAACAUUCCACCUGAACUUGGGAAAUGCAAAUCUCUGCAAAGACUUCUCUUGUAUGACAACCAACUCAAUGGGAAAAUUCCAAGUGAAUUGGGUAUGCUAAGCGAAUUGCAGGACCUUGAACUGUUUAUCAAUAAUUUCACUGGUGAGAUUCCAAUUAGCAUUUGGAGGAUUCCAAGCCUAGAGUAUCUCCUUGUAUAUAAGAACAAUCUUACUGGGGAGUUGCCCUCAGAGAUCACUCAGCUCAAGCUACUGAAAAACAUUUCAUUAUUUGACAAUCAGUUCUUUGGGGUUAUCCCUCAAAAUCUGGGAAUUAAUGCUAGCUUACAGCAGUUGGAUUUCACAAACAACAAGUUCACUGGUGCAAUUCCUAAAAAUCUUUGCUUAAGGAAGAAAUUAAGGGUGCUGAAUUUGGGCCAAAAUCAGCUUAAUGGCAGCAUAAGUGCUGAUAUUGGAGGCUGUAAAACUCUCUGGAGAUUGAUCCUUAAGCAGAAUAAUCUCACGGGCAUGCUCCCAGAAUUUGCAGAAAAUCCAAAUCUUGCACAUUUGGACAUCAGUGAAAAUAAGAUCACUGGUCCAAUUCCAUCCAGCUUGGGAAACUGUAGAAAUCUCGCUUCCAUAAAUUUGUCCAUGAAUCAGCUCACAGGAUUGAUACCUUUGGAGUUAGGAAACCUUGCGGACCUUCAGACUCUGGAUAUUUCUCACAACCUUUUACAAGGUUCUUUGCCAUCUCAGCUGUCAAAAUGCAGCAAAUUGGAAAAGUUUGAUGUCGGGUUCAAUUCACUGAAUGGUUUGGUUCCGUAUGCUUUGACGAGCUGGAAACAUUUGUCCACUCUGAUUUUAAGCGAAAAUCAAUUCACCGGUGGCAUUCCAUCUUUCUUGUCGGAAUUUAAACUGCUUUCAGAGCUGCAGCUUGGCGGGAAUCCCUUUGGAGGUAAUAUUCCCUCAUCUAUUGGAGAAAUGAAGAAUCUGAUUUAUGCCUUAAAUCUGAGCAGUAAUGGAUUGAAUGGAGAAAUUCCUUCAGAGCUAAGAAAUGUGUUCAAGCUCGUUAGAUUGGAUAUAUCUCAUAAUAAUUUGACAGGAACUUUAACGGUUCUUGAUGGAAUGGAUUCCUUGGUUGAGGUUAAUAUUUCUUACAAUCACUUCUCCGGUCCAAUACCAGGAACACUGUUGAAUUUUGUAAACUCAUCUCCAUCAUCUUUCCUGGGCAAUCCCAGCUUAUGCAUCAAUUGUCUUCCAUCAGGUGACAGGACUUGUCCCAGAAACAACUAUCUUAACCGUUGUGAUAAUCGAUUGAGAAGUCAAAGGGGUCUUCGCAAAUUGGAAGUUGCAAUGAUAGCUCUCGGUUCCUCUCUAGUUGUGGUAGUGCUUCUUGUGGUUUUGAUGUUCGUCUUCUGCAGAGAAAGAAAGCAAGAACUUGAGGUGUGUGCCAAAGAAGGCCCAUCUGCCUUACUAAACAAAGUGAUGGAGGCUACCGAGAAUCUAAAUGACAGAUAUAUGAUUGGCAGAGGGGCACAUGGAGUUGUUUAUAGGGCAUCACUGAGUCCAGGGAAUGACUUUGCUGUAAAAAAGAUUAUGCUGACAAAGCAUAAAGGAGGAAGCCUAAGUAUGGUUAGAGAGAUUCAAACCAUAGGGAAAGUCAAGCACCGAAAUCUGGCGAGGUUGGAAAACUUUUGGUUUAGAAAAGAUUAUGGUUUAAUCUUAUACAGGUACAUGCAAAAUGGGAGCCUCCAUGACGUUUUACAUGCAAAAAAUCCGGUACAAAUCCUAAAAUGGAGUGUCCGGUAUAGAAUUGCAGUUGGAACGGCGCAUGGAUUAGAAUAUCUUCAUUAUGACUGUGAUCCUGCCAUAGUUCAUCGAGACAUCAAGCCAGAAAACAUCCUCCUGGACUCGGAAAUGGAGCCUCAUAUCUCUGAUUUUGGAAUUGCUAAGCUCCUGGAUGAGUCUGCUGCUUCGGAACCAUCUAUCUCAGUUGUGGGCACUGUAGGAUAUAUUGCUCCAGAAAAUGCAUUUACAACUACACGGAGCAAGGAAUCGGAUGUGUAUAGUUUUGGGGUGCUUUUGCUUGAGCUGGUAAGCGGAAAGAGGGCAUUGGAUCCAUCAUUUAUGGGAGGGGAAGAGAGAGAUAUAGUGGGGUGGGUAAGGUCAGUUUGGAGCCACACCCGCUUAGAAGAAAUCGAGAGGAUUGCUGAUUCAAGGGUUGUGGAUGAGUUUGUGGAAUCGGGGACCAGAGAGCAAGUUAUUGAUGUGCUCUUGGUAGCUUUGAGAUGUACUGAAAAAGAACCAAGCAGAAGACCUACAAUGAGAGAUGUAGUGAGGCAACUGUUGGACGCCAAUGUCACUCACAAAACCAAACAUUUAACUAGCUACCGUUUCUUCAGUUUCUAACUCUAGACUCGGUCUCUUCUCUAGGUGGGUGUAGUGUAGCCUGAAUUUAUGUCAUUAAUCUUCUUCAUCUGAAAAUAGUAAGAUUUUAAUCUAAAAACACAUUUAUAAGUUCAAUUGAGGGGAAUGUCAUUUUUUUAUGAAAAAAAAAAAUGCUGAAUAAGGGAUUUGAACUCUCAAAUUUCAUGACCCAAUAGAAUAGAGAAACCCUUGAAACUUUCUACAAAAGAAGUGAUGGGAAUUGUUCAAGACCAACCUUAAGAAGACUAUGAUAGAUCUUAUUAUGUCUUUGAUGAUCAGAAAAGAAAAGGCAAGAAAUCAUUUGGGUUUCUUUUUCAUUCUAACUGCUUUAUGGAUUUGUUUUUUAUCUUUUAUAAAAAAAAAAAAAGGCUGCAUGGAAUUAUUGAGCUGAGCAUGCAAAGCUAGCUAGCAACUUUAUAUUUGCAAUUUAGAGUUUUAGACCCAAGCCAAAUAAUAGGCGCUAGGCAGCCAUGCGCCCGAAAUAAGUCGGUUGGAAAUUCCUUUACGCGACCCAAGU